Dothidotthia symphoricarpi CBS 119687 is the source of this 1680-nucleotide messenger RNA. RefSeq names its product diphthamide biosynthesis protein. Bases 1 to 1680 code for a protein of 559 amino acids. Gene Ontology annotation, biological process: protein histidyl modification to diphthamide. The transcript has a single exon. The record is from RefSeq and is a predicted model, not a curated record. NCBI's taxonomy places the organism in Eukaryota, Fungi, Ascomycota, Dothideomycetes, Pleosporales, Dothidotthiaceae. Gene Ontology annotation, molecular function: 2-(3-amino-3-carboxypropyl)histidine synthase activity.
AUGGCUGUGCCGACCCUCGCAACGGCCCCUGUGCUCUCCACGCCAGACACGCACAUCUUCGAGGACCCAACUCCGGUCGUCGAUACGUCGAAUCUCCCGCGCCUCUCUGACGAGCAGGUUGCCCUCACAUACGAGAUCGAACGGACUGUCAAGGAAAUAAAGGAAGGGAGAUGGAAGAGGAUCGCGCUGCAGUUUCCAGACCACAUGCUGGUCGAUGCGCCGAGGGUGUAUGAGCAGCUGGGGCGAGGGCUGGGGAGAGCGAGGAAAGCACCAAAUGAAACGAGCGCGGAGGGGGAGCUGAGUGACAAGCUGGAAGGCACUGCGAUAGGGGAAGAGCGCCUUGUGGACGAGAAGCUGUAUAUACUCGGCGACACGUCCUACGGCGCAUGCUGCGUCGACGAGGUGGCUGCCGAGCACGUCGAUGCAGAUGUCGUCGUCCACUACGGGCGCUCGUGUCUGUCGCCUCCGUCCAGACUACCCGUCAUCUACGUCUUCACGGCGCGCCCCCUCGACCUCGACCCGCUGGUGGAGACGUUCAAGACCACGUACCCGGACACAGCGCAGAAGAUCAUCCUCAUGGCCGACAUACCCUACGCCCACCACAUCCCCCUGCUACACACACGCCUGCAGGAAGCCGGCUACACACACCUCCACGCAACGGAAAUCGUGCACAACCCCUCCUCCCCGCUCCCCAACCGCACAACCCCGCCAGACGCCCAAGACACCCUCAACGACUACGCACUCUUCCACAUCUCCGACCCCCCAACCUCCCUCCUCCUCACCCUCUCCUCCCGCGUCUCAGCAAUCCACAUCUACCCCACCGACACCAUAUCCCCAACCGCCACCCUAGCCUCCACAUCCCUCACCCUCCGCCGCCGCUACGCCCUCCUAACCUCCCUCUCCACAACCCCCAUCUUCGGCAUCCUAAUCAACACCCUCUCCGUAAAAAACUACCUCCACAUGCUGUCCCACGUACAAUCGCAGAUCGCCGCCGCGGGCAAAAAAAGCUACACCUUCGUCGUUGGGAAGGUCAACGCGGCCAAGGUUGCGAACUUUAGUGAGGUGGGGGGCUGGGUUGUUAUCGGGUGUUGGGAGAGUAGUUUGGUGGAGAGUAGCGAGUUCUGGAGGCCGGUUAUUACGCCGUUUGAGUUGGGGCUUGCGCUUAUGGAGGAUGGGGAGAGGGUGUGGACGGGGGAGUGGGUGGGGGGGUUUGCGGAGGUGAUGCAGCGCGGAGGGAAACUUGCGCUGACGCUGGAGAAGAAGCAGGAGCGGAAAGAGGGCGGAAAGGGGCGGGAAAUCGCCCACGACAAUGGACAUGAUGAUGCUGACGAGGAAGAUGACGACGACGACGAAUCCGCACCCCCUGAAUUCGACCUCCGCACCGGCCGCUACGUCUCGCACUCGCGCCCUAUGCGCGCGACCAAACCCGCUCAAUCUGUUACUGACGCGGAGGGAGCGGCGAGUGGGAGCUCGGCGCUGGCUAGGCGCGCAAAGGGUGAGCUGGCGAGCGUGGGCGGCGUUGUGUCGCCUGGGGCGGAGUACUUGAGGUCGCAGCGUACGUGGCAGGGGUUGGGUAGUGAUUAUACUAAUGGUGAUGAGGGGGCGGGAGGGGCGAGGAUGGAGGAGGGGCGGAGUGGGGUGGCGAGGGGGUAUGUUGUUGGGGAGGGGGGGAAGCACUGA